CUAAAAAAAAAUAAUAUUUCCCUUAAAACAAUUUCUGAAAUUCUCCAGUUAAUCUCUCCUCCUUCCAGCCUCUCGCUUUCCAGCUACUCAUUCCGGAGCUGCUUUAAAGGCAGAAUUUCAAUUUCUCUCGUGUUAGGGUUGAUUAAUUCAAUUGCCGGCGAUGGCUCCGAACGAUCCCAAGCAAGGCGGUGGUUUCUUCGCGUCGAUCGCGUCCACUCUGACUAAUUUUGGUAGCGCCAUGACCAAAUCAGUCAACGGUUUAUUGGGUUAUGAAGGAUUGGAAGUUGUUAAUCCAGAAGGAGGCACUGAAGAUGCUGAAGAGGAAGCAAAGAGAGGAAGAUGGAAGCAAGAGGUGACCUAAUUUCUAUGCAUGUUAUGUCUAUAGAGGGAAAAAAAAAAAAAAAAGAACAAAAGUUAUAUCUAGUUGGUUAAUAUUCUCAAAGCCUUGGGAUGAUUUGAUUGAAUCCUCUUAAAGUCAGGGCUAUUAGUAUAGCCAGCUUUGCCUCCUAGCACUUUGCAUACCUAUCAUUUAUGGGCAUUACCAUGUUCUGCAAUGAAUACCCCACUGGAUCUCAUUUUCUCAUAUUUCUUUUAUUUAGCUGGCAUAUUUUCUAUGCAAUGCAUGUAAUAUCCAUAAAAAAAUGGAGAAAAGGGAUCUUAUUUGAAUAUGCAUAUGCACAUUUGUUCCCUUGUAUUAUUCUGCAUUGCAGGACAGGGACAGUUACUGGAAGAUGAUGCAGAAGUUUAUAGGAUCUGAUGUCACAUCAAUGGUAACACUUCCUGUACUCAUUUUUGAGCCAAUGACAAUGCUGCAGAAAAUGGCUGAGUUAAUGGAGUACUCCUACCUGCUAGAUAUGGCUGAUGAAUGCGAAGAUCCUUAUAUGCGAUUGGUGUAUUCUACAUCAUGGGCUAUAUCUGUCUACUAUGCAUUGCAACGUACCUGGAAGCCAUUUAAUCCAAUACUUGGUGAGACUUAUGAAAUGGUUAAUCAUGGUGGCAUCACCUUUUUAGCUGAACAGGUUAGCCAUCACCCCCCAAUGAGUGCUGCUCAUGCUGAAAAUGAGCAUUUCAUUUAUGAUAUAACUUCAAAGCUGAAGACUAAAUUUUUGGGGAACUCAAUUGAUGUCUAUCCUGUUGGAAGGACCCAUGUGACCCUGAAAAGGGAUGGUGUAGUUCUUGAUUUGGUGCCUCCUCUCACAAAAGCAAACAACUUAAUCUUUGGACGAACUUGGGUUGACUCACUUGGGGAGAUGAUCAUGACAAACCUGACUACAGGGGAUAAAGCUGUUCUAUAUUUUCAACCAUGUGGUUGGUUUGGAGCUGGACGCUAUGAAGUGGAUGGAUACAUAUACAAUGCUGCUGAGGAGCCCAAGAUACUGAUGACUGGGAAAUGGAAUGAGUCAAUGAGUUUUCAACCCUGUGAUGGGGAAGGAGAACCCCUUCCAGGCACUGAACUAAAGGAGGUGUGGAGGGUUGCUGAUACCCCAAAAGACGACAAAUUCCAGUACACCUACUUUGCACACAAGAUAAACAGCUUUGAUACUGCCCCCAAAAAGCUGUUGGCAUCUGAUUCUCGUUUACGCCCCGAUAGAUAUGCUCUAGAGCAGGGUGAACUCUCCAAAGCUGGUUCUGAAAAGAGCAGGUCUCUCUCUCUCUCUCUCUCUCUCUGUUCUCAAAACUGGAAUGGACUGGCCAGUCAAACAGGUUGACAGGUGACUGGUCAUGAAAACAGUUCAUUGGAGGAACAGUUGACUGGUUAAGUAGUCAUACUCAUAAAAAACUGUCAUUUGCCUGGGCUUGCCUCUGCACACGUGUGGGUGUGGGAAUCCUCAAAAGCCUCAAAAACAAUCUCUGAAGUAUUUGCUGGAAGAGAUUGUUUUUAGGCUAGUUAAUGGAAUGAAUCUUGCACAUGGACUACUGAUGGCAUGCCAUAAAUGUGAUUGAAACCUUUGUGCCUAUAUUUUCUCCUCAGGAGAGGGAAGAAGGAAUUUAACUGGUGGAAAAGGUCUCCCUUAUAUAUAGGCAUUACAAGUGCAUUCAAUAUAGUUUAUGAUCAGACUAACAGAACAAGAUUUUAUUUGCUUGAACCGGUACAGUAUGUAAUUUCUUAAUUUUGUCUGUGUUUUCAGUUUGGAGGAAAGACAGCGAGCUGAAAAGAGAAACCGAGAAGCAAAGGGCCAUCAAUUCACCCCAAAAUGGUUUGAUCUUACAAGUGAAGUCACCCCAACACCUUGGGGUGAUCUGGAAGUGUACCAGUACAAUGGCAAGUACACUGAACAUCGAGCUGCUAUGGAUAGCUCAACAAGCGUUAUAGAGAUUGAUAAUAGGUCAACUGAAUUCAACCCCUGGCAGUAUGAAGAUCUUGCUGCUCAAUAGAGCAUACCUUCGUGUGUUUUAUAUUUUUUUGCCAUUUGCCUGUGUAAUAUAUUCUUUUUAUAUCUUCUAUUCACUUGUUUUAGUAAUUUAUCAAUUAUGACAGAACAAUUAGAAUACAAAUUAUCAGUUCUUUCUUCUUCACAUUUGUUUGAUUUUAUUGUUGUAUAAUUAUCUCAUUUUUUGGUUCAUUAUCAAUUAAUUUUUUCUUUUGAA
This is a messenger RNA of Rubroshorea leprosula, 2589 nucleotides long. NCBI's taxonomy places the organism in Eukaryota, Viridiplantae, Streptophyta, Magnoliopsida, Malvales, Dipterocarpaceae. The record is from the annotation of a GenBank genome assembly.